Physcomitrium patens is the source of this 5550-nucleotide messenger RNA. RefSeq lists its product as uncharacterized. NCBI's taxonomy places the organism in Eukaryota, Viridiplantae, Streptophyta, Bryopsida, Funariales, Funariaceae. Gene Ontology annotation, cellular component: cytoplasm. Gene Ontology annotation, molecular function: exopolyphosphatase activity. The record is from RefSeq and is a predicted model, not a curated record.
UUUCCGGCUUUGGUUAUCGACAUGUGGGUGCACCCAACUGUUAGAACAGGACUCGGAACCUGCUUUUCUGUUGGUGUUUCUCCUUGAGUUCAUCCUCUGUCUGUCAGCGAGGAACGCAAAGAUCUCAUUUUCGGGCUUGGGACAGCUCGUUGCAGCUUGCUUCGGGGAAGGAAAGUGGGGAUGAGAUGGGAUGAAAUAGAGAGGUGGAUGUGAGAGAGAGGAGGUGGAGUAGCGGGAGCGUCAGUUGCGGGUGGUCAACACAGAUGCGAUGCGGUUGGCCUUUGAAGAUGUUUUGGCGGAGUUUUGAGGGGUUGAGAUUUUGUUUCUCAGGGGUAAUUCAUCUGUGUGAAGGUCGGGGAGAGGAUGUGUGAGUGAAAGAGAGAUAGAGAGUGAGAAAGUGGACGGGAGUUGGAAGGAUUCGUGUGGGUCGUUGCUGCAUUGAGCUGGAUUCGACGCAGCUGCUUUGUGAGCUGUGAAUGUCUUUUUGGGCAGAUUAUAGUUCGAGCACAUCUUCAUGUGUUGUCUGACGGAGGUUUGCUCGUGAUGGGAGUGGGUUUUGUUUGGGGCGCUGGCCUGUUUGCUAUCGAGAGGUAGAGUAUAUGCCCGCCUUUUCACUGUGCGGAGUUAGGUGAACUGUGUUUGGUCUCUUCAUGGAGAUCACAUUUCUGGGCGAAUUGACACGCAAAGGGGCUGGUAGUGCGCUCUGAUCGUGUGAGGAGUGCGUGCUCUGCCUUGAAUGCGAUGGGAUUUUUUGUGCUGCCUUGGAGACAUGACGGAGGGAGUUCACGGCAAUACUAACGAGUGUGAUCAGGUCAAGCACGAGAUUAUGAUAGUCUAGUGGAGGAGCUGUAAAAUCUCCUCCAGAAUGAUUCAAUUAGUCAAUCUUUAGGUGGUAAGGGAAUCGCCUGUCAGCAGAACAAUGAACUUGGAGAUAGGCAAGUGAAACUGUAGGCAGGUCAAAAGAAUCUUGAGAUGCUGUUAGGGAACGCGAAUAAGGUGGAGGAGAGGCAAACGGCCGACGGGCCUAGGUUUCAAGCCACGAAGUGAUGCGAUUGUCUAGGAGGAAACGAUAGGCGGAGGUGAUGGCGGGAUCGGAUGCAGAGGUUGUGGGAGCAGAGAAAGGGAAAUCUUUAGCAUGGCGUACUCGCAGCAGCCGAGACAUGGGCAAGGACAGUGGCAGCGUUUUUGGAAGGAACAUUGGCAGCAUAUCUGGCAGGGAUAUUGCCAAUUGGUGGGCAGCAGCAGUUGAGCAGACUUCCACGUUUUUGAUGGACGAGGUGCCUGCUACGUUCGCUGAGAUCAGUGAAGGAGCGAGAGAGCUGAAGCCACAGCUCCAGCGUGGAACGUCGUUUUCUAGCUUUUCACUGCCCUGGAAGAAUAUUGGGAUGGGUAGCAAAGUAAGUGAAGGCCCAAGUAGCCAAGGAGGCUUGGAAUCCGCUCCAAAGACCUCGAAAGAUGAACCCCCCGUGGCACCGCCGGAUCCGGGGGAGAAAUCCUCCCACACGACCACGAAACAAGAGCCCUGCACAUCGGUGUCCACAAAGUUGGAAGGACCUUUUUUUCCAACCACGACGAAGGUGGAAAGCAUGAGUGGACCCUCCACCUCGCUGCCAAAGUCGUCAGAGACAUCUUCCUCAAUCAGGAACCAUGUCGAAAAGGUGCAGGAGCCCUUCAAGCCCAUGUCAGAGCCAUUUGAGCGAUCCCCUUCCACCAGAAGAUAUGGCGAGAACACGCAAGAGCCGUCUAAAUCUUCACCGAAGUCGUUCAAGUGGUUUCCUCUCGCGGCAAGUAAAUCGUCUCCCUCCGCUUCGGAGACAGCAGAGCCCUCCGAAGUCUCAUGUGGCAACGCAAUUAACUAUGUGGAGAAUUCAUCGCCUAUCGCAGGCAGUCCACUUCUCACUGCCGGAAAGGUUCCAAUGCCCUCAGAGAGUUCUCCUCGAAAGAGAUCACCUUGGAAAAGCUCAUCCCGAAAGAGCUCACCUCUGAAGUCCACGAAGUCCAUGGAGACAUCUCCAAGGAAAUCUAUGAAACAUUCGGACAGGUCUCCUCUCUGGGGAAAGCCUCCUCUGUCCAGCGUGGAGACACCAAUGCCAUCUGAGAGCACACCUUGCAAGAUUUCACAAGAGGUGGACACCGCACUCCUUACUGGUGAUAAAACACCAAAAGCCAUUGAGAAGUCCCCGGUUGAUCUGAUUGAGACACCGAAGCCUUCUGGGAGCUCACCUAUCGUCAUCACUGAUCCACGCAGCGGAUCUCGAAUUGGUGAAUCGCGGAGACGAACCAAGCGUAUGCCAGUGGAUAUGGCUUCAGCUGAAUUGGAAGCGUCACCCUCACAUGUCGUAUCUCUCUCCUCUGUUAGCCAGGAGUUUCUUCUAGGGGAAGGUAUACCUCUAGGUGCAGCGAGAGUGCAUUCUCUUGAGGUUCUUCAGAGGCAGCAGUUUUGGACCCCUCAGAAAGCUCGCACUGGCAGUCCCGACAAGUGCAACCCAAACUCUUCAGUCAAGCGCGUGGAUGGGUCAGGUGUUGGCUCGUCGAAGCGCAGCGGCUCAUCUCGCUCCAUGGCACGAAGCCAGCACUUCGAAGAAACCGAAAAACAGAUUUCUCCACAGUUGACAGCGGUCGGGACGCCUAACAGCAGCGAUAGGAUGGUUCACCUGAACAAAGUGACUCUUCCCAAGGAGGAAAUAUUUCCAGGUAAUACCAACAGCCUGCCGCAAAUCAAAGUGAGAACACCAAGGCUCACGGAGGCGUCUGCGAACCGAAGUGACAACACCUAUGAGUUGAAUCUCAAUCCGGUGUCUGGAGAUUCGUCGGGAGUGACACGGAGAAAUGAGAACCGUGUGGAAGCGCGGACGCAUGUAUCUGGCUCCUUGCCAACUUCCCCCCGGCACACUUCAGGGAAGACUCGAACUGCAAGGCUUCUCAGAAGAUUGAAACUCACAGGGCGAGGAUCUCGGGCUGGGUCUGAUGACUCGAAGUUGGGAACCAAUAGGAGUUCAAUCAAAGCAGGAAACACCAUGACAGGCUCUGGUUCACCUGAUUCAUCGGAACGUCACCGGAAUUUUUCUGGAAGCUUAGAGCCAAGGAAACUUAACUUUGCCUACAGGAAUUGGACCGACCCUGAUCUUGGAAACACCAUGCUCAGGGAAAGCAGAGGCGAAGUAGUCGAUCCUGCUCCCAGAUUUGGAGCUGAGAGGGUCGAUCGCAGCGAAGCUUCUCAAAGUUCAGUUCCAGGAAAGCAACAAUUCGAUUUGUCGUCCGAGACUUCUCUAAAGAAGAAAAGUUCUUUGCCAUGGACUUUCAAGUGGAAGUGGGGGUCUAAUUCUAGAUCUAAAACAGUCAAGGGAGGCACUAAGGCAAGUCCGGCACCUCUGCCGCAUCAAAGGUCGAACCAAGCUGGAGACAGUUCUCCAACUGCAGCUGUAAUGGGUGAUGCUCGUAAUUCUUUUACCUCGCAGUCUGACCGAUUCUCGAGCAGAGGGACUGCUGAGAAAUUAUUCUGCGACAGAGUUCCCAAGCACAGGAGGGGUUUAUCCUGGGGUGCAGGUUCCACAGCAUCACUGUGCUCAGGAUCUAAUCCUACGGAUGGAGCAUUUACUCCAAGCCAGCCACGUUUGCCAACUCGUGAUGCCCAAGAGCUGCUGCUACCCCCUCGUAAACUCCUUGUUGCCCCUACGGUCAACGUUGUAAACGAAUCCCAGGAACAGGGACCUUCAACGGAGCUGAGGAGAAGUAACCCUGGUGCAGGUGUGUUGCGUGCCUCCGCUGAUUCAGACGUCUUCGAGGAUUGUUUUGGGAGCUUCCGCAGCGUUGAAAGUCCAACCAAAAGCUGCGGAAGUUUCAGGAGCAUUGAAAGUCCUGGUAUGAGUAGCAUCUUUCUGAGGAAGUCCGGGUUAUCAAUUGAUGAAGCUGAGUGGGAGGGUCACAUGUCAUCUUCCUUCCGACAAGAAAUCACUGAGAUCAAUGAUGAAGCCUGUACCUCUUCGUCUAAGUUUUCAUUGAAGUGCUCUAAAGUGCAGCAGUUCAAUAAGUUCCUUAGAACACAAAAAGAGCGCCUACGUAGAGGUGCAGAUGCAGGAAACUCAGAUUGCUUUUGCAUCGUUAUACCCGGAAGAGACCUUGAACUAAGCUCCGUAGUAGCAGCACUCGGGUAUACGUGGUUACAGGAGAAUUCGUUUCCCAAGAUCAGUGGCGACACAUGGCAUCCAGUCCCGAUGAUUGACAUGCCAAGGCAGCAAAUGCACAAGCAUAAAGACGCAGCUUGGUUGUUCGAUGCGUGUGGAAUUGAUGCUGGGGCUUUACUCUUCGCUGAUGAUAUAGAGUUGUCAACCUUGGUGGGUGCAGGACGUAUCAAGAUGUCCAUAAUAGGACAAGACGUGCUGGUGACAAGAAAUGAGGUAGGUUCAGUAUGCACGCUUCUAAUGGAGAUGCUCCUAUCCGGACACCGAGGAUUAUUGCAGCCUCGAUACUUGAAAGCAUUCAUGCUCGCUGGAAUUCUUCUGGACACCGAAAAUCUUGAUUUUGCAUCUAUGCGAGACACGAAAAUGUCGAACUUAUUAGUUGAGUGGUUGGGAUGCGUUGGAAGGACCAUGUUUUACAAUCAACUUAAGGACGCGGAGGAUGAUGCGACUAUCUCCAAACUCAUAUCGCAGAUCUAUGAUAAUCAACCUUCUGCCCGGCUGAAACUUCGAGUAGAAGCAGAUCAUGAGCAUUCUGACAGAGAGUCCAUCUUUACUCAAAGUCAAGACCACACAUCAACUUCAGAGGCAGGAACAAGCAGCAGCUUGGAGGAGGACUCACCUCGCCCUAAAGUGAAGCAACGGUCAUCCUUCAAGUAUUCCAGGCUCACUCCUCAAUCUGCUCCUGCCAAGUCCCAUCGUCUCUCUCUUCCAGGUGGAUGCCUUGAUCAAGACGCGCAGGCUGUAGCACAUAUACGCAAAGCUGCCAUUCAGUCUGGACAUCCGACUUCUGCACUUCCAAGCUAUGGGCAAUAUCCCCACCGUGCGGCGAAGUCCAGUGCAUUCGCAAGGAUACGAAAGAAGUUGUUCUUGGAAGAUUAGAGACCAUUUCUGAAGCGACCAAUCCACUGGCUAUUGCUCCAUCGCUAGUGCACAGUGCAAGCGCCGGAAAGUGCAUUCUCUUCUUUUCUAUUAUGGUCUAAAGAUAUGCAUGAUCUGAAAUGUUUGCCGUGUGAUGGACGUGCCCUUUGGUGGGUCAUCUUCAUGAGCUUACGGAACGUGAGUCUUGUAGUUAGCCUGUAUUAGGAUACACUAUUUGGCCAGAAUAUUGGUAGUCUUCGACAGGAUUAGAUGUUUUUACACAAUAAUUGUGAAAUUAUUAUUAUUUUCAGACCCAAAGAGAGGGAGUGAAGCCAGUGGUACGAUUCGAAUUCCACUUGGAUAAGUUGGCGUAGAGAAUUGUUUGUGAAAAUAGAUUCCAGUUCUGCGCCCUUUGCAGACCUCUCUGACAUCGGGUGUUAUAGUUCGUCAGUUGCUUUUCUUAUUUUACGUUUUUUCGCCUCAAUAAGCAUUAUCCUAUUGUUUCUCUAAC